CGCCUACGUCCUGCGCGAUCUCCAGCAGAGACGAUCGUCACUUUCUGACGCCGUUGCACCGAUCCCGGCAGGAGGAUGAGGAUCUGCUGACAAAGUGAGGAGCCAAUGAUGUCUGGAUGUCAGACUCUAGAGAAGAUGGAGCUGGAGGAAGACCUGGUCUCUGGACCAGAUGAAGAAGAAAAGAUAACAGAGAAGAUAUCACUCAAGUCAGAAUACGUCACUCAGUGGGCUGCUAUCAUCCUGUCAGGCACCACUGAGGAGGAAGGAAGUGUGAGGACUGACCUGCCCUACACCGACAAGCCCGGACUGCAGGCAGUGACAGUGAUGGAUUAAUAUAAGAACUGGAUCUUCUACGUGUUCCAUUUUUGGCACUUCAGUUGAGCUACACAACUUGUACAGCCCUGGAAUCUACCAUGUCUGAUACAGAGGAUAUAACAGAAGAAUAUGAAGAUGAGGACGAAGCAGAAGUGCCACAGGUAGAAGAGGAGGAGGAAGACCAUAUUGAGAAAGAUAAUGAAGAGGAAGCUACUGCAGAAGAAGAAGAGGAGACAAAGCCCAAACCCAAACUUUUUAUGCCAAACCUAGUGCCACUGAAAAUUCCUGAUGGAGAAAAAGUGGAUUUUGAUGAUAUUCACAGAAAACGUAUGGAAAAGGAUUUUACAGAACUUAAGACACUUAUUAAAGCUCACUUUGUGAGCCGGAAGAAAGAAGAAGAAGAACUGUUGGCUUUGACAGACCGUAUGGAGAAACGGAGGGCAGAACGGGCAGAGCAGCUAAGGAUUCGAACUGAAAGGGAAAAGGAGAGGCAGGCCAGAUUGGCGGAAGAUCGCGCUCGCAAAGAAGAAGAGGAAAACAGGAAAAGAGCUGAAGAGGAUGACAAGAAAAAGAAGGCUUUUUCAAACAUGCUUUACUUUGGUGGUUAUCUUCAAAAGACUGAGAGGAAAGGUGGAAAGAAACAUACAGAGCGGGAAAAGAAAAAAAUGAUUUUGGCCGAGAGAAGAAAGCCAUUAAAUAUUGAGAACCUGAAUGAAGACAAGCUGAGGUUAGAAGCUCAGGCGCUUUAUAACCAGAUUUACCAGUUAGAAGCUGAAAAGUUUGACCUUCUUGAAAAAUUUAAGAAGCAGAGAUAUGAGAUUAAUGUCCUGAGGAACAGAGUUACAGACCACCAAAAGCUGUGA
Molecule: messenger RNA, 1178 nt
Organism: Hyla sarda
Lineage: Eukaryota; Metazoa; Chordata; Amphibia; Anura; Hylidae
Product: troponin T, cardiac muscle isoforms-like
Exons: 16
Coding region: 414-1178 (254 amino acids)
Biological process (GO): regulation of muscle contraction; sarcomere organization; cardiac muscle contraction
Cellular component (GO): troponin complex
Molecular function (GO): troponin I binding; tropomyosin binding; troponin C binding
Source: RefSeq, a predicted model, not a curated record